This is a messenger RNA of Nannospalax galili (Upper Galilee mountains blind mole rat), 2568 nucleotides long. RefSeq names its product trophinin associated protein (gene Troap). The record is from RefSeq and is a predicted model, not a curated record. Bases 226 to 2427 code for a protein of 733 amino acids. The transcript has 14 exons. Lineage: Eukaryota; Metazoa; Chordata; Mammalia; Rodentia; Spalacidae.
CGGGAUUCUGGAGGGGAGGAGUCCCGCGGAGGCUCCGAGGGAGGAGAGCAGGCUUGGGGUGCCUUGGAGGCCUACUCCCCGAAGAGCGGCCUUGCAGGCGAUGGGGGCACAUGGAUUGGGACCAAGGUGGACGUAUCAGGGAUGUCAGUACCGAUACCCUAACAAUUGGUUGGCUUUGAUCCCCAGUCCUGCCUGCCUUCUUUCCCCGCCUCAGUUGUAGCUGCCAUGACUACUCUCCAGACCACGAAGGAUCCCCGCCUCCGAGGGGUUCAUCCCACCCCUAGCAAGAUUCCGGUACUCUCCCAGAGAUGCCCAGAGUUUUCCACAGUCAAGCCGUGCUCCCUGGACCAGGAGAACCAAGACCCAAGGAGACUGGUGCAGAAGCCACCGCUCGGUACUCAGCGUUCGCUAGUUGACCCAGCAGGCCUCAGAUCCACAGUCUUGCACCAGACGGAGAAAUCACAAAGAUUGAUGGGCACUCAGCCCCGGAACCCCUUGGAGGAACUCACGCCUAGCCCUGGAGUACAAAAUGUGGGGUUCGGACACCCUCCCCAGACAGAGGCUACAGGGGCCAUAGAGUUUGUUGCUGAUCCUGCAGCCCUGGCCACCAUCCUGUCAGGUGAGGGAGUGAAGAGCUGUCCCCUGGGGCGCCAGUCCAGUUUGGCUCAGAGAGUAUUGGUUCGAGGGAACAAGGGAGGCACCAUCCGGAGGGGCCAGAGUGCCCGGUCUUCUGCAUACAUGGCUCCUAGAACCCCCAUCCAUCGACUGGACCCUGCCAGGGCUUCCUGUUUCUCAAGACUGGAGGGACCAGGACCCCGAGGCCAGACCUUGUGCCCACAGAGAUUAGAAGCUCUGAAUCCACCUUCAGGACUGGCCUUUCACCCCUCCACCCGCCUCAGUUUACAGGAGCUAAGAAGAGAGACAUGUGGCAGUAGCCGGACUUCAGUGAUCCAGGCGUCAAGAUUGCACCCAGAGACCCCAGCUCAGCCUGGUGAGUAUGUCUGGGGGAGAGCAGGAGUGGAUGAGCCGCCUGCACUAGGAACAAGACAAAAAGCUUCCUCACUCCCUGAAGGAGAACAUGAGAGUGUCCCUCAUUCAGAUGAAGGAGGAGGAGCCCUCUUGGGUCUGGCCCAGCGAGUACCACUAAGAGAAACCCAAGUGAUAAUGCACACCAGGGGCAGUAGUGAAUCUCUUCCGAUGCCCUCUCCUGCCCCUGUAGCCCAGCCCGUGUCUGGUUGUGUGAUGCCACCUGUCAUCCGCCCAUCACCCUUUGGACAGGCUCAGCGUGUCCCUUCCCCAGGCCUCUCGGCUGUGAACUCCUAUUCAUCCUUGCGACGAUUUGCCAUUCGACCCAAAACCCAAUUCACACCCAUCCGAUCAGCCCCCAGAGUCCAAAAGGCCCAGUGGUUGAGAGGCCUCUCUCCUCAUUCUUGUCCUGAAGAACCUCCCCUGCCCUGGGAGCAGAUUGCUGUACGGUUGUUUGACCAGGAUAGUUGCAUCACACUACAGGAGGGAUCUGGGAAACUGCCUGUGGCAAGUCCUUUCAAACCUCACCCCAAUAAAACCCCCAACUUCCAAGAACUAAAGGUGCAGCGCAUCAGUAUCCUGCAGCAGCUCUUGCGACACGAGGUAGAGGGGCUGGUAGUAGACAAGUGUGCCCCUCUUAAUGGAGGCUCUGCUCUAGAUAUGACUGAACUACAGCCCCUGCUGGCUACAAUAUCUAGAACUCUGAAUGUUCCAAAACAUAAUUCUGGAACUUCCCACCUUCCUGGACUGUCAAAAUGCUCUGAACUGCCAGAGCUCUGCCUUGCAGAAGAGUGUGAGGAGCCACAGCCCUGCCCUGGGGAUGAGGGAAAGGUGGCUCAGCCUUGCCCUCCCACAGAGCCAGAGCCCCUAGAGCUAUCAGAGCCCUCCCAGGAACAGCCAGAAGUCUUAGAGUCCAGCCCUCCAUCACUGCCUAGUCCCCAAGGGCAGGCUGGACCCCCUGAGGCUUGCCCUAGGAUAGAGCUGAGGGCAUCAGCAGCCCAUUUUCUGGAAGCUAGAAGCCCAGAGUCCAGCCCACUGCCUUCCUGCAGUCAGGGGCCUCCAGCCACCACCAGCUUGACCUUCUCUUCACAAAGCCCACUUUGUGCCAGCCUCCCUAUCCACUCAUUCCAGUCUCUGAGGCCCCAGACAGGCCAGUCAGGCCCCAGCAGUCUGGCCCCUCGAACCCUGGCCCUGAGGCAGCGCCUCAAAGCUUGUCUCGCCGCCAUCCACUGUUCCCAUGAGGCUCGUCUGGAUGACGAGUGUGCCUUCUACACCAGCCGAACCCCACCUCCAGGGCCCACCCGGGUCUGCACCAACCCUGUGGCCAUGUUGCUUGAAUGGCAAGAUGCCCUGUGUUUCAUUCCAGUCGGUUCUGUGGUCCCACAGGGCUCUCCAUCAUGACCCUGGUCUCCACCUGCUUCUCUGAUGAGCACACCCCUUCUCUUAGCCUUAUUUAUUGUUAAUUUGUAUAUGGCACUGGGGGCCAACACCCUUCUUUCUAUCCUUUAAUAAAGUUUCUAUGUUGCCAAAAUAUCCAGCUGA